This is a messenger RNA of Pangasianodon hypophthalmus (striped catfish), 4180 nucleotides long. RefSeq lists its product as uncharacterized. The record is from RefSeq and is a predicted model, not a curated record. The transcript is spliced from 4 exons. The coding region runs from base 1405 to 2742 and encodes 445 amino acids. NCBI's taxonomy places the organism in Eukaryota, Metazoa, Chordata, Actinopteri, Siluriformes, Pangasiidae.
CUUAAUGUAGCACAUGUGACCCCGCCCACCAAGUGUAACCACGCCCCCUUCUGCAGCAGCAGCGAGGUAGCGAGAUGUUUUAGCUGAAAGUUAACCGGUUUAGGGUAGAAAUGACCUCUAAAGACCUGGUAAGUACAGAACAAAUGUAUUAAAGACGAAAUUCUGCAGCUUAUAAACUAGUCUGGUUGAUUUGGUUAGCGAGAACUAGCUAACUAGAACACUAGCAUAACAAACUGCUAGCAUAACAAACCGCUUAGCGUAACUAGGUUAUGUGUUUAAGCAAAGAUGCCGAGGUGUUUAUGGUGUUAAAUAUCAUGUGAUGUAAUGUUCCAGGCUUUUAGCAAAUAAAGAGGAAAUAAAUAAACAUUAAAGUUUUUUACAAUUUUAGUUUCACUUGUUACUCUGAGCUCAAAAUGUCCUAAAAAUUGUCCAGAAAAAAGGAGCAUGUUAAGGGGAAAAAAUCAUGAAUUAAAAAGUCAUGUCAUGUGGUGUAAUGUUCCAGGAAGACUUAUACACACACACACACUGUCGAUGCUGAAGCAAUAGGGGCAGAGUUGAACCACUUCUUUCAUUUCAUCACUGGAGAAAUAAACAUGUUUUUAUUUCAGAGAAGCAGAGCUCCAUAACAGUGUCCCAAUGCAGGAGCCCUGAAGAAAUAAAACUGUACACUGUUCAUUAAAAAAUAAAGAUGUAACAUGUUACAGCGUUUUGUGAUUUUUUUUUUUAGCGCUCUGAUGUUACACAGUAAUCUCACUGCAGCUUGUGCAGGAACAGAAAGACCUUUGCGGGAGUCAGUGACACGAGGCAGUCUGUCUCUUCAUGAGGAUGGAUGAUCUGUUACUCACCGUUAUAUCAGCUCUGAUACGGCGAUCUGCAGCGGAAUCAUCCUCGACACGUUUCCUCAUCUGAUCCUCCGCCAUAACGCAGUAACAGAGUCAGAAUCAGAGCUCAUGCUCACGUCUCUGAUGUUCUGAUCGUUUUAUUUGUUCUGUUCUUCACAGCAAAGAGAGAAAAUGACACAUUACAGAAAUAUUGUUUCAGCUGAAAAUAUAGAAGUUUUUAUCGAACAUCCCAGCAUGCCCUUGCUCACCCACAACACACCCUCAACCCCGGAAACAUAAAGUGAGCAGGUGGAAGUAAUUCAUCAGUAAAUAAUAUCAGAUGAAAUGCCACAGGGUAUUGACUUGGAAUGUCAAGGGCAGGAAUUUGAGGGGAAAAAAAGUCUCAUGUCUCAGAGCGAGUAUCUAAUUUUUGAUAUUGGAUUUGCAUCCGAAAUUGAAAAAAAAAUAAAAAGAAAAGAAAAAGCAGGAUUGCUGCGUCAGAAGAUGACGUCUGUCUUCUCACUCCUCAUCACAGCCGGCUACGGCUGCGAGAUGGGCGGCGGUGGCGGCGGGACGGCUCGUGAUGGACGCGAUGCAGUCGGACUGGGAGCCUCUGUCUCACUGCGAGCUGGAGCAGCGUCUGGACCAGGCCGUGGAGGAAAUCCUGGAGGCGGAGCUGAUGUCCGGCGUGCAGGGACACGGGCAGGGACACGGGCAGGGACACGGGCAGGGACACGGGCAGGGACACGGACAGGGACAGAGCGAGUGUGUGUUCACACAGCUGUCUCAGCAGGACGAGACGAUCCCACACACGGCAGCACACACUGUGACCUCUGACGCGUCCCCUUCAGCAGCCUCGUUCCUCCGUCAGGCAGAGGGAGAACCCGCUUCACAGAACCUCCAGCACGUCUCUGAGGUAGAGGAGAACCCCGCAGUGCAGUACAUCACGUCUCUUCUGCAGAAGCUGAAGUGGAGUCAUAGUCAGAGGCGUUUGACGGGGAGAGCUCGCUUGUCCUUGUCCCACACGGUGUUCCUGUCUCUCACCCUGCUCUCCACUCGUCUCAGCUACCGCGCCGUGUCCUCCACCUUCCGCCUGGAGAAAGGGAACAUCCACCGCAUCUUCUUCUCCUUCUGCCACAGAGUCAUCACGCUGCAGGAUCAGAUCAUCCGCUGGCCCACCGGUCAGGAGGCGUCGGAUCUCCUGCUCCACUUCUCCAGCUGGCUGGGUUGGGAUGAGAAGCUCGAGCAGAAGGGUCUCCCUAAAGUGUUGGGCGUGUUGGGCCACACCCGUAUCCCGAUCCGGCUUCCCGCCAGCAAACAGGACACGGAGAGCGAAGUUCCUCACGCCAAGCGGCUCAGGAAGCGGCGUCACCCGGACUCGUGGCUGAACCUGGAGCUGGCGUGCGACGCCGAGGGUCGUUUCAUCCACUGCAGCGUCAGCCGAGGUUCUCAGAGGAACCGAGGUGGUGUUCUGAGUCAGAGAUUAGCGCAGCAGCUGGAGCUCCUGCCUCCCGGAACCUGCCUGCUAGCCGGAGCGGGAUAUCCCCUCACGCAGCACAUCCUCACGCCGUUCCAUCCCGCACGCAACCCGCAGGAGAACCUCUACAACAGAGCGGUGGAGACGCACCUGAGGAGGCUGGAGCAGGCCGUGGCCGACCUGAAGGAGCGCUUCGGAAGACUGCGCUAUCUGGACAUGGGGAAGUGCGAGAGGGCCGAAGCCGUGGUGCUGACCUGCUGCAUCCUGCACAACGCGCUGCUCCACGCCGGCUACGUCACCAAGGGGCAGGUGGAGAAAGACGCCAGGACAGAUGAAGAGGAAGAGGAGGAGGAGAAGGAGGGAACGAAAGAGGAAGCUGGAGUUAAACUGAGAGAAACAGUCGCUAAUCUGCUGUACAGCGCUCUGGAGUCGGGGACGGAGUAACCUGAGAGACGUGAGCGAAAGCACUCAACCUUUAUGAUCGUUAAAAUAUGAAGGAAAAAAUAUCAUCUCUCGAUACUUGAAGUCAUUUCUGAUGCACAGUGAGCAUCAGUUCCUUUUAAUCUUACAUUUAAAAAAAACUGAGUUGAUGAUACUUUUAUUUUAUGUAAUGUCUACAAAAAUAAAAAUGACUUAAAACCAAAAAGGAAAAAAAACCUUAAUAAUUCUCUUUAGUUCUAAUAAAAAAUAAACACACAACUUUUUAAAAAUCAAAUCAGCUGCUUCUGAUCUGUUUGUAAUUGUUUGGCUUUUAAAAAAUCUUAGAAAAAAAAAACAGAUAUCUCACGAUAUCUCAAAAAAUAUAUAUAUUUUAAAAUUUAUGACUGAAAAUCGAUUUUCUCAGAGUGAAGGAGUUUAAAAAACAAAUACAGCAGGAAUUGUGGCGAUGCGAAUCUUUAUUUUUAAGGCUACAUUAAAAAAAAAAGAGUAAAUUUAUAUAUUAUUUUAAGAUAAAUCUGUUUAAAUAAUGAUUGUAGAUAUUAUUUAUCUUAUGCAGAUAUUAUAUUAUUGCCACAGUGUGGCGUUAAACUUCGCAGCUCUUCAUGUGUUGCUUUUAAAGGAAGUGAAUUUUGUCUGCAGUCUGAACGGCGAAAAACCGUCAUGAGAUGCGACUCGUCUGAUCCGAAUCGUGACUCGUGUCUCUGCAUCGACACACAGCAAGGUUUAAUGUUAUAUCAGUUUAAAUUUAUUUCCUGAAUGUUUCCCGUACACAAUGAAACGCUUCAACAAGAAAAAACCCGCUGUUCCUGUGCACUGAGUGUCUGACCUCUGACCUUUAGGCAACCUGAACGAUACACAACAGAUAGAAAAUGUGAUAUUAAAUCUGUAAUACGGGAAACUGCACCGCUUUAAAAUCACGCCGUCGUACAGGAACGCUUUCGAAAACGCCGCUUUCUGAGUUUUCCACUUUUUAAAAAAAUAAAAUGUGUUUUAGUCUUUAGAACAGAAAAGCAGGAAGGUUAAUAAAAGGAUGUGUUUAAAUUUCCUUGUGUGUCAGUGUGACUCAGUUUGACUCGUCACCGUCAUGUGACGUUAUUGUUGUUGUUUAUUUUUUGCACUUCUUGACAUCAGAAAUUUGGCGUAGUGGAGAAAAAAGCAGCAUAAAGACGAGUCCGAGGAUGAGAGAACUUUCCUCCUGUGCGCAUCAUCACAUUUCCAAUAAUAAUCUGUUCAAACUUCUGGAUUAAUGCAUUUUGCAAAAUAUUCCCUUUUUCUUUUCUUUUUUUUAAUUCUCUGUUUUCUAUCUGAAUCGCCUCUUUUGUUCAGAGGUAACGUGUAUUUAUUAUUAUUGUAUAUAAAUGUAUAUGUUUAUUACAGCAAACUGUGAAAUAUAAAAUGUUUACUUUCUGUAACACUGAAUAAAAAUCCUGCAGAAUUUUUC